UAUUUUUCUGUUACAAAAUCGACAUAAACUGCGAUAAUUUUUUCCUGUUUCUUGUUGUUUUUUAUGGGAUUUGGGCGUUUUUUGUUGUGAGAGCUUAAUUUGGGAGGUUUUCUUUUGGGGUUUUCCUCAAGUUUUCAGCUGAAAAAAAGGAGCUUGACAAUGGAAGAAGAAAAGGGGUUGAAGAAAGAGAAGAAAAAUAUCCCUGUAUUGCCAUGGAUGAGAAACCCAAUUGAUAUUACUACCUUUGAUCAAUGCUCUCUUGAGCUUUUGCCUUAUAUUAACCCCAGGUUAGUGGCGGUAUUGAAGAAUAUGAGCAUCACUUCACUCUUUCCCGUGCAACUUGCCGUCUGGCAAGAGACGAUUGGACCUGGCUCUUUUGAACGAGAUCUUUGUAUAAAUUCACCUACAGGGAGCGGGAAAACUCUUGCUUAUGCCUUACCAAUUGUUCAGAUGCUGUCUACACGUUCCGUUAAAUGUCUUCGCGCACUAGUGGUCUUGCCUACUAGAGACCUUGCAUUGCAGGUCAAAGAGGUCUUCUCUGCUCUUGCACCUGCAGUAGGUCUGUCUGUCGGCUUGGCAGUAGGUCAGUCAUCAAUUUCGGAUGAAAUCUCUGAGCUCAUCAAGAAACCCAAUGUUGAGUAUGGCAUAUGUUAUGAUCCUGAAGAAUUCUCAUAUGAGUUACAAAGCGCAGUAGACAUAUUAGUGGCAACUCCUGGAAGACUGAUGGACCACAUCAAUAACACUGAUGGUUUUACCCUUGAGCAUCUAUCUUAUCUUGUUGUCGAUGAAACAGAUAGGUUAUUAAGGGAAGCUUAUCAAUCCUGGCUUCCUACAGUCAUUCAGUUGACCAGCUCUUCUGUUGAUGGGAACUUCCCUUCUGCUGCUGAUCUUCUUCCUUGCACUUAUGGUUCAUUGAAGACAAUCAGAAGAGUGGGCACUGAAAGAGGGUUCAAGGGAAAAGCCUAUCCAAGGCUGGCAAAGAUGGUUUUAUCAGCCACACUAACACAAGACCCAAGUAAACUUGCUCAGCUUGAUUUGCAUCAUCCUCUCCUUAUGACGACUGGAGAAAGACGUUACAAGCUUCCUGAAGAACUCAAAUCAUUUAAAGUGCUAUGUCAAUCGAAGCUUAAGCCACUUUAUCUAGUUUCCCUUCUUCAAAGUUUGCAAGGGGAGAAAUCAAUUGUUUUCACAUCAUCGGUGGAGUCCACUCAUAGAUUAUGCACCUUGCUCAAGUUUUUUGACAAUUUGCAAAUUGAGUUCAAGGAGUAUUCUCGUCUUCAACGACAAUCUGUAAGAAGCAAGACGUUGAGGGCUUUCCGGUCAGGGCAAGUGCAAGUGCUUAUUUCCUCUGAUGCUAUGACUCGUGGAAUGGAUGUUGAAGGAGUGAGAAAUGUCAUAAAUUAUGACAUGCCUGCUUAUAUAAAAACAUUUAUUCAUCGGGCAGGUCGAACUGCAAGAGCAGGCCUAAGUGGAUGUUGCUUUACGUUAAUGCAUAAAGAUGAGGUCAAACGCUUCAAGAAGAUGCUACAAAAAGCUGACUGUAGCUCUUGCCCCACCUAUUCUGCUUCUUCUGAAGUGAUAGAGUCACUCCGCUCUGUGUACACCUCAGAUCUGGAUGUAUCGUGCAGUCGGUGGAGGUUCAUCAAGAAGACUAAUCCUAUUUGCGGGAUUGUGAAAACUGGACUUGCCAUGAAGGUUCAUUGCCCAAAUUUGAGUAUCUUACGCUAUAAUGUGAGAAAAAUUCUAGUGUAUAAGCACCCAGGGAACGUCUCCAGAGACGCAUUUUAUUUGGUUGGUAUGAAAAUAUUGAAUGGCUGGGAUCCUUCAUUGCUGGUGAAAAUUGAAAAAACUGGAGAUUCUCAUCUUGAACUCUGAUUAUAAUGGCAGUUUAACUUUAAAAAUGACAUACACCAGUUUUUGUUAUUUACUGGAGAUCUUUCCUACUUCAAUUUUAUUUAUUUAUGUUGUAUAUGGGUAACAGCCUCCCUACUUUCAUUAGGUAGGAGUAAGUUCUACGUACACUCUAUCUUCUCAAGACCCCAUUUAUGGGAUUUCAUUGGAUAUGUUGUAACAUUCAGAUAUAGAGUCCACUUAUUGGAUUUCACUGAAUAUGUUGUAAUGUUUGGAUAUGCAUUUUAUCUAUUAUUAUUAGAA
Messenger RNA from Solanum dulcamara, 2154 nucleotides. Its product is annotated as DEAD-box ATP-dependent RNA helicase 1. NCBI's taxonomy places the organism in Eukaryota, Viridiplantae, Streptophyta, Magnoliopsida, Solanales, Solanaceae. Gene Ontology annotation, molecular function: ATP binding; nucleic acid binding. The record is from RefSeq and is a predicted model, not a curated record. The transcript is spliced from 9 exons. The coding region runs from base 160 to 1875 and encodes 571 amino acids. Gene Ontology annotation, cellular component: nucleus.